AUGAGUUGGCUUUCCGGAACAGUAUUAUCGGUAUGUGCAUGUGCAUCACUCUCCACUCCGUUGCCUCCGGCUCGCACUUUCGAACUCAAUUCCAAUUCCGAUUCGAUUUCAUUUUCAUGGCUUUCUUCAUUUCCAACGUUAUCUUGCUCGGCUAAAAACCCUCCCAAACCCUCACGCUCCCAGGAUUCUUUCAUUCAAGCUGCCUUCACCCGAAGAUCUCGUGGAGAAGCUGCAAAGAAACCUAACAGGAAAUCAUGGAAGCAGAGGACAGAUAUGUACAUGAGACCAUUUUUAUUAAAUGUUUUCUUCUCAAAAAGAUUUAUUCAUGCAAAAGUGGUACACCGUGGAACAAGCAAAGUCAUAUGUGUCGCUACCACAAACGCCAAGGAUCUGCGAAAUUCCCUUCCAUCUUUGAUAGAUCAUAACGCUUGUAGAGUAGUUGGAAGGCUUCUUGCUCAGCGAUCAAUGGAAGCUGAUGUGUACGCAGUGGCCUAUGAACCCAGAAAGGAUGAGAGGAUUGAAGGUAGACUAGGGAUCGUUCUUGAUACUCUUAAGGAAAAUGGGAUUAUUUUUGUUUGA
This is a messenger RNA of Sphenostylis stenocarpa, 579 nucleotides long. Lineage: Eukaryota; Viridiplantae; Streptophyta; Magnoliopsida; Fabales; Fabaceae. The record is from the annotation of a GenBank genome assembly.